Messenger RNA from Pantherophis guttatus, 2451 nucleotides. Its product is annotated as RING finger protein 145-like. The record is from RefSeq and is a predicted model, not a curated record. NCBI's taxonomy places the organism in Eukaryota, Metazoa, Chordata, Lepidosauria, Squamata, Colubridae. Gene Ontology annotation, biological process: proteasome-mediated ubiquitin-dependent protein catabolic process; ERAD pathway. Gene Ontology annotation, molecular function: zinc ion binding; ubiquitin protein ligase activity. Gene Ontology annotation, cellular component: endomembrane system.
CGCCAUGCCCCGCCGGUUGGAGCGCCUGGCCAACGUGGUGCUGCGGGUGCCGCCCGUCGUCCUCCUGGACCUGCUCUACCGGUGGGACGUGCAGGCCUUCGCCGACACGGGGCGCCCCCUGGCGGAGCGGCUUCCGCUGCUGCGGGGGGGCCGCCUGUGGAGCCUCUGCUACGCCGGUCACCUGCUGUGCCUGAUGGUCUUGGUUCUCCCGCUCCUCUCCCUGGUGCAACUCUACCUUCAGCUGCUGGCCCUCCUGCUGCUCUACCUGUCCCACCAGGUAGCCUGGGACUACAUUGACCAUGAGGUGGAGCGUGGAUUCCAGGGCGCCAUCUAUGAGGACCCGGUGGCCCUUGGGCACUUUGCCACUGCACUGACUGGCCAGGUGGCGGUCGUCGCCCUCUGCGCUCUGCUGCUGAAGACCCGGCAGGUGGGGCUGCUCUGCGCCCCCCUCCUCCCGCUGGCCGCCCGGCUGUGCUGCCUCCCUCCCCAGGCUCUGCCCACCGUCAGCUCCUGCGGGGCGGCCCUGGUGGCCUUGCAGCUCCUCUAUGGGGCAGCUUCUUACCUCACGGGGCUUUUCCGCACGGCUGCGGCCGGCUGCCGAGAGAUCUUCCAGGACCCCGAGGCCUAUCAUCUGGUGACCCUGGCCGGGUCCCUCUGGAGGCGGCUGGCUGUGCCGCUGGUCUUCUCCACCUUUUGGCUGGUCCUGUUCGCCCUGCAGAUCUUCACCCUGGCCUCCUCCUCCUCCUCCGGCCCCCUCCUCUCCCAACAGGGCUGGCUCUUCGUCUUCCUCAGCAGCGUGGCCAAAUGCUGCACCACCCCCUACUCGCUCAUCGGACUCACCUUCGCCGUCUCCUACCUGGCCCUGGGAUUGCUCCAGCUGGCCAGGCUCUAUUUGAGCGGCUCCGGAGCCUUCCAGGACGGCAGCGUCACCCACAGGGGCGUGACGGAAGGGGUGACGCUGUUGCUGCUGGCCAUCCAGACGGGCCUCCUGGACCUUCAACUCCUCCAGAGGACCUACCUGCUCACCGUCAUCUUCUUCAUCGUGGCCACCUCCACUCUCCAAUCUGUGACCGAAAUAGCCGAGCCAGUCGUUCUGGGGCUGGGGGCAUCGCAGAACAGGAAUUUCUGGAAACACUUCCGUGGGGUGACCCUCUGCCUGUUUCUCUUGGUGGUCCCCGGAUUCAUGGCCUACAAAAUCGCCCACUUCUUCCAGCCGGAUUUCUGGCUGGUGAUCCUCAUCUCCAGCUGCAUGCUGACUUCCCUGCAGGUGACGGGGACCCUCUUCGUCUACGGCCUCUUCGUGGCCGAGCUCCUCCAGAAGACCCCCGUGGAGAAGAUGGACGAGAUCCUUUACUGCGUCCAAGCCGUCAGCCGGGUGCUGGAGUUCCUGGUGGCCCUGUGCGUGGUGACUUACGGCACCUGGGGGUCCAUCGUGGGAGAGUGGACGUGGCUGGGGGCCUCGGUCAUCAUCGUCCACUGCUACUUCAACGUCUGGCUGAGGGCCCAAUCCGGCUGGAAGAGCUUCUCGCUCCGUUGGGAGGCGGCCAAGAAGAUCGGCUUGCUACCCAGGGCCACCAGCAGGCAGCUGGAGGAUCACAACGACUUGUGUGCCAUCUGCUUCCAGGAAAUGACCGUCGCCGUGAUCAUGCCCUGCGGCCACAUUUUCCACGAAGGCUGCCUUCGCAAGUGGUUCUACGUGCAGGACACCUGUCCCCUCUGCCACCAGGCGGUUCAAGUCCCAGCUACCCAGGAAGUCCAGCAAAGUGAUGCUGGACCAGAGGGGACAUCCCAGCCAGAGCGUGGAGGAUCCGUCGGCCACCAGAAUACAGAAGACUCCAACAAUGACAGGCUGCUGGACCCUGGCACGUCCAGUUGCACAGAGCAGCCUGGGCUUUUGCCACAGGGGUCUGCUGAGGAAGACGCUGUGUGUCCAUGAGGGGCUGUACCUGGGCUCAGCCCUCCCCCAGAAAGAGCCCCCACCGCAGAAGAAAAUUACCAACUGCCUGUGCUAGAAAGUCUAGAAAAAUUCAGGGAAUCGGUAGAGGCUCGGAUUGUGGGGCAGCACCCUCUCCAAAGCGAGCUGAGAUUACCCAGUGUGCAAAGAGACACUGGUCCCCCUUGGCCCUCGGCUGCUCGGAGUGCCGAGGGGCGUCGGGAGAGGCCCAUGCCAACUGCCAGCCAUCCUGCGGCAACGGGCAGCAAUGCCGAGAUUGUGGACGAGAUUCAGGAGAAACCGGACGCUAUCCGUGACCAACUGGACAGUCUCAGGGACAUCCUUCCCGCCUCCCUUCCUAACCCUCAUCCGUCACUUGCGGGCAUUUCUCCCGAAAAACCCUGUAUUCCCUAACCUCCUACUUCCCUUACCCUGUCAAUUGCCUUUUUGCCAGCCUCACUCAGGAACGUCAACUGGAGAACUGUAUUUUUCGAACCAUGCAAAGUUUUGCUUGGAAA